Messenger RNA from Cryphonectria parasitica EP155, 1278 nucleotides. Its product is annotated as Aldo/keto reductase. Gene Ontology annotation, cellular component: cytoplasm. The transcript has 2 exons. The record is from RefSeq and is a predicted model, not a curated record. Lineage: Eukaryota; Fungi; Ascomycota; Sordariomycetes; Diaporthales; Cryphonectriaceae. Bases 211 to 1200 code for a protein of 329 amino acids.
GUUGGGAUUUUCUUAAAACAAAAGGAAUAUCAAGUUACUCACAAAAAAUAUAUAAUUCACCACGGAUCUCUUUCUCUGCUCUGCUAUUCCAGCUCGAUAACAGCAAAUUUCAACGCACUCAUUAGUCGGGUUUCUUUCAGUAAACCCAUUUUUGACCAAGACCAAAUACACACACUUUUACUCGCAAAAACUUUGUACACCACAGCAACAAUGCCUCAAAUCAACGGACGAGAGGUCGGCCCCAUUGGCUACGGUCUUAUGGGCUUCACUUGGCGGCCCAACCCUUGCCCCCAGGAGCAGGCUUUUGAGGCGAUGCGUGCCGCUCUCAAGAAUGGCUGCACCUUUUGGAACGGGGGCGAGUUCUACGGAGGCCCCGAAUACAACAGCCCCGUCCUGCUGGAGCGUUACUUUGAGAAGUAUCCCGAGGACGCGGACAAGAUCGUCCUCAGCAUCAAGGGCGCCGGGGGGGCUCGGCUGGAGAAGGGAGCCGACGGUAGCCCCGAGGAGAUCCGGCGUUCCCUCGACGCUGUCCUAAGCCAGCUCAAGGGCCGCAAGAAGCUGGACCUCUUCGAGUGUGCCCGCCGUGACCCUCGCGUGCCGUUGGAGGUGACAUUUGGCGAGAUUCAAAAAUACAUCGACGCGGGCAAACUGGGCGGCAUCUCGCUGUCCGAGGUCAAUGCGCAGACGAUUCACGACGCCGUCAAGAUCACAAAGGUCAAGGCUGUUGAGGUCGAGCUCAGCCUGUUCUCCACCGACGUACUCGAGAACGGCGUCGCCGCGGCCUGUGCACAGUACGACAUCCCGCUGGUGGCCUACUCACCCCUGUGCCGCGGCCUGUUGACAAGCACAUUCAAGUCGUUUGACGAUAUUCCCGAGGGCGAUUUCAGGCGUUACAUGCCGCGCUUCCAGGGCGAAAACUUCCAGCAUAACAUCACCCUGGUGGAACGCGUCAAGACGCUGGCCGACAAGAAGGGCGUCACCCCAGGCCAGUUUGCUCUGGCCUGGGUGAGGGCGCUCUCCAGGCGUCCUGGCAUGCCGACCAUCAUCCCCAUCCCCGGAGCAACGACGGUGGACAGGGUCAAUGAGAAUUCCAAGCUGGUAGACCUGACAGACGAGGACAUGGCGGCGGUUGAUGAGAUCCUGGACAAGAUGGAUAUCAAGGGGACUCGCUACCCCGCUGGCGCGCCCACCAACACCUAGGACAGACAGAGGAGACCUUCAAGUGUGGACAUAUUACUCUUUCGUAGCUGAAUUUGAACUGCCUUGUUGUGAACACUC